This is a messenger RNA of Arachis stenosperma, 1257 nucleotides long. RefSeq names its product probable transcriptional regulator RABBIT EARS. The transcript has 2 exons. Lineage: Eukaryota; Viridiplantae; Streptophyta; Magnoliopsida; Fabales; Fabaceae. The record is from RefSeq and is a predicted model, not a curated record. The coding region runs from base 320 to 1087 and encodes 255 amino acids.
GACUUCAUUUGAAGCCAAAACCACACACAAACCAACAAGAAAACCUUAGCUACACUAUGAGACAUUCAAGGUUGAGUACCCUGCACUUCAAACCUUUAACUAUUAUUAAUUUAUUAUUAUUCAUUCCAAAAGAAAACUCUCUCCGUCCCCCUAACCCUUCACUUCCAUAGUAAACUCCAUGUAGCUUCCCUUAUUCAAUUCAUACUAUAUAGCAUCAUCAUCAUCAUCAUCUCUUCAAUUCAUCCACAUACCUUAAUCCACCCUAGCUUCUUCUCUUCUUUGAGUUAUUCCUCUAAGUUCCCUCAAUAGAAUCGCAAAAAUGGAUCAUCAGGGUCAGUGUUUGAUGAUGUGGACUAAGAGGAAGUACUCUAAUAAUCUUGUUACUACUAUGCCAACAACAAACAACACUCUUGAUAUUGAAGAAUCAUGGGAAGAACAAGCUUUUGCAAAAGAUGCAGCUGGUUACAUAUGGCCACCAAGAUCAUAUUCUUGCAGCUUCUGUAGAAGAGAGUUCAGAUCGGCUCAAGCUCUUGGUGGACACAUGAAUGUUCAUAGAAGAGAUAGGGCAAGGUUAAAGCAGCAGCAGCAACCAUCAAGCCCCAUUAAUAAUGAUCAAAAAAUUGAUGAUUAUUAUGAUGUCGAAGUUGAAGCUCAUCAUCAUCAUCCAGUUAGUAAGUUCUUCAAUGAGGGACAAACCGUGAUUCCGCUUCUUAAUUCUUCUAUUUUCCGUGGGUGCCUUAAGAGGAGUAGUAGUAAGAGUAUUAUUGUUUCUCCUCCUCAUCAUCAUAGUUUGCCUCAAGAUUUCAGAUUUUUGGAAACUGUAUGUGGUGGUGAAGAGAAAAGUGAUGAUGAUAUGGGUGUGAGAUUAAGCUUGUUUGUUCAUAGGGCUAAAGAGGAAGAUAUAAGUUCUUUCAAGAAGAGGAAAACAGAUGAUUCAACGAUUCCGAAAUCAAGUUCAGUAGUUGAUGUUAAUCAUCAUCAUGUUGAAUCACGCAACAAGUUUCAAUUUAGCCCUAACUUCAUUGAAGAGCUGGAUCUGGAGCUGAGACUUGGUUAUAGCAGCUCCCAGGUAUAUAGUAGCAAAUAAUUAAUAAUAAUAAUAUACAUAUUCUCGAUGAAUAUAGUUUAAUUUCUCCUCUUAUAUGUUUUUCACUCUUGUUUAAUUUGCUAAUUACUUCUCUCAAUUUGAAUACCUUAUUGUAAGAAUCUUUUCAUCAAGUUUGAUUAUUAUUGGAUCUGUGUGAUGACUGAUGAGGA